CAUCCAAGGAGGAAACAUGAUGUCUACUCCGUACAUGAUGCUUUGUCUGGUUUUUGUUGUAAUGUGCUCAGGGCAUGCAUCAGCAGUGUGGUAUGAGUAUUGGACAAAUUGGAUCAACGUUGAUAGACCAUCAGGCAAUGGUGAGGGCGAAUCAAGACCGGGCUUUGCAGGAAAGAAACUGGUAGAGGCAGACUGUUUGUACCCCAAUGGAAUCGAAUGCCAAACCGCAAGCGAUGAGCCGUAUUACAAACACAAGCAGACGUUUGAAAAGGGUUAUGACUGCACUGUUAUGCUUGGACUUAUAUGCUUGAACAAGAGAAAUACAGGCAUGUGUAAGGACUACAAAACAAGAUAUCGCUGCAAUAAAGGAGGGAUCGCUAACCCAUGUACUCAGAACAAUGGCUUGUGCACUCAUCAAUGUAAUUACUGUACUAACUGCAAAGGUCGAUGGUGUAGAUGCUUCCCUGGGUACAGCCUAAUGAGGGACUACAAAACCUGUAACGAGCCUCUUAGAUGUUUUGAGUGCAAUAGUAUUGAUGAUCCAACAAAAUGUGGUCAAAUAACCAAUACGGAUGACAAAGUAUUGCAGUUACCAUGUAAUACUAUGUGCUUCACAGCAAAAGACUGGGAUGGAAAUUACUGGCGUGGUUGUGCUGAUACCGAGCCCAGCCAUCCUAAUAGAUGUUUCGGCAGCGACAGGGUGCAUAACUACAGACCUCCAUCGACACCAGGGAAAACUACGUGGCGUCAUCCAUGGACAUCACCAUCAAAACCAGAUGUACAGCUCACUUUCUGCAAGGGUGACCUUUGUAAUGGAAAUGGGGGUUCGGCAAAGAUCAUCAAAGGAUAUGGCUCGCUCAGUUCACAAAAUUUUGGCGGUGACCUGAAGUACGACAACAACAUCCUGACCGAAUACGUGAUCCAUUCAAAUCACCGUAUGAAAGUCACCUUCUCACAUUUUAGUAUAGAAGGUCACCCUGCCUGUGGAUAUGAUAGCCUUACUCUUCAUGAUGGUGGAACGAGCAGCGCCAGUCUCAUUGGAGGACCUAUUCUUCCCGAAGAGAACGAUGAUGACGUCAGCGGUGUUGCAGACGACAUUCCACAGUCGAAUGACAUAUCAGUCAAUGCAGAUUCAAACGAUGUAGAAACACUCGGCGGACAAGCUGACAUCGAGAGUUAUCGGUUUAUUGCGUCUGCUGAUAUAUUGAAACAUUUUGAAUCACGUCUAUCGAAAUAUCUGCAAGUUGGUGCUGAUGAUGAUACCAAAGAUGCAGAGCUCAUAGGGGAAGGAGAAAUAAGUGAAAUAUCACAUCUCGCUGUUCCACGCCUUCAAGAUGAGACAACGGAUCGCCGUAGAGCAUCAGAGAAACAAAAUAAUGACGCCCAGACAUCGAAACGGUCAAAAUCCUUCUCCGAAUACCAAGCAGAAUUGUUUGGACACAUGAACAUGGCCGAAAACUAA
Messenger RNA from Owenia fusiformis, 1462 nucleotides. The record is from the annotation of a GenBank genome assembly. Lineage: Eukaryota; Metazoa; Annelida; Polychaeta; Sabellida; Oweniidae.